UCUGUGAUAGCGGCUUCCGUCUUUUAAAUGGAGAAACAGCCUCGACUUGUGACAUUAAUGGAGUCGCCAACAUCACCAUGAUGGAUGGAGCCCUGGCGAUUUGCAACGCUGUCUAUGCCACUGCCACAGUCGACGGCGACUACAAAGAGACUUUCAUCACAGCAUCCAUGUGUAAAACCUUUAUAGAAUCACAGAAUGAUACGAUCUUUGAUAUACAAAUUGGUAAACAAAGAUAUCCCGUUAUCCCGCCCCUGUUUACCUUGGUGGAAG
Molecule: messenger RNA, 270 nt
Organism: Candidula unifasciata
Lineage: Eukaryota; Metazoa; Mollusca; Gastropoda; Stylommatophora; Geomitridae
Source: the annotation of a GenBank genome assembly